Molecule: messenger RNA, 495 nt
Organism: Eimeria necatrix
Lineage: Eukaryota; Apicomplexa; Conoidasida; Eucoccidiorida; Eimeriidae
Exons: 1
Coding region: 1-495 (164 amino acids)
Source: RefSeq, a predicted model, not a curated record
AUGGUGGUGGUUAUUGGAGGUGGUGGAGAUGGUGGUGGUUAUUGGAGGUGGUGGAGAUGGAGGUGGGAAUUGGAGGUGGUGGAGAUGGAGGUGGGAAUUGGAGGUGGUGGAGAUGGUGGUGGAGGUGGUUAUUGGAGGUGGUGGAGAUGGUGGUGGAGGUGGUUAUUGGAGGUGGUGGAGAUGGUGGUGGAGGUGGUUAUUGGUGGUGGAGGUGGUGGAGGGGGUGGUAGUGGCGGCUGGUGGGGAGUGCCGGCGGAGCUGGUGGAGGGGCGAGGCGGCAGUGGGCACUGCCGAGGGCAGUGGGGAGUACUGAGGGCAGUGGAGUGGAGUGGAAAGCAGUGGAGUAGUAGUGAGGGCAGUGCAGUGGAGUGCAGUGGAGUGGUAGUGAGGGCAGUGGAGUGGAGUGGAGUGGAGUGGAGUGUUAGGGGCAGUGUUAGAGGGACUAUUUCGAGGGGACUGUUCUUUAGUGGGGACUCUUUAGAGCGGACUAUUUAG